AGUACAGCUACAUAUGGGACCUACAGUACGUCAACAACUGAAUGCAUUUAAAAACCACUUUAUGCCUUCCAGUUUCCAGUUUGUGUGAACAAUGACAUCGGUGACGAUGUUCGUUUCCCUUUCCAGUGGGCGAGUUGUUGGUUCCGUAGGCAAGUUAUGACGGUACUUUUGCGGGUUUUUUUGCGGGAAGCAGAUAUAACAGAGUCGGAGGCGGAGCUUGGUGAUAAAUGUUCAGCCAGCUGAAGGGAAGCUGUGAGCGUAACGAGGUUCUCCUUCCGCUGUUCGUAUGUGCAGAGAGCAGUGUGAUAUCGCUGGGAGGAAAAUGUCUUGUGGGCUGUGGAAAGACACCCUAACUCUGGCAGAGGACUACCUGCUCUGGUGCACAAGCCCACAGGCAGCCCCUUCACCUCCCAGCGAGUCAGCCGCUGCCAUGAGGCGUCUGGCCCAGGAUAUGGAGACACAGCACCAGGCUGGCUUCAACUCCCUUGCUCAGACCUUCCUGAAGCAGUGCGGACUGAACCUCUGCUCCAGCCUCAGGAAGGUGAUUGAGGAGCUGGUGGGAGAUGGACUCAUGAACUGGGGCAGGGUUGUUUCCCUUUUCACUUUUACUGGUGUGCUGGUCAGACAGCUGCAGGAGCAGAAGGGCACGAAGCUGGGGCUGGACCCUGGACAGGGACAGGUGCCUGGAUACUGCAGGAGACUGGCAGAAACCAUAGCUGAUUACCUGGGAGAGGAGAAGAAAGACUGGCUGCUGGAGAAUGAUGGAUGGGAGGGGUUCUGUAAGUUCUCCCGCAGUGCCAUAGAGGUCAGUCAGGAAUCAUCCAUGAAGACAGCGCUGUUCGCUGCUGCUGGCGUGGGCCUCGCUGGACUCACCUUCCUCCUGGUGCGCUAGCUAGUCUUUUACAUCAUUAACACAUCCUCAUCCGUGUUCUCCUUUCAUUUGGCACAAUUAAGUAGACAUUUAAAUUCUAACAUCAAUGCUGCAAGAAAGAGUUGUAAUCUGUAGUGAAUUCAGGGUUGUAAAGUCAACGUCAUGAACUGAAUGUUUGCACAUACUCAAACCCCACAUAUUAAUACUGACAUUUUGUCACUUGCUCCUUAAGAUUGUAAAAAUGAUUUCAAUGCCUUCAGAAACUUUGGAGUAGGUGACAUCAGUUUGCAUAUCUUAGAAAGGUGAAUUACUAAAGCACAGGUUUCUGCACAGAAUCAUCUUCUUUUUUUUCCAUCAUUGUUUGUAUUUUCAGCUGAGCAGCUAAAAGACUUCAUUUCAAUUUUCCCACAGCUUCUGGUUUUAAUUUUAAAAUUGUUGGCUGCCUUUUUUUUUUUUUUGUUUUUGUCUUUUUAUUCACGUGUUUACCUGAGUCGUGUAUGUGGUAUAGAGCCAUGCUAGUGUAAAAUGUAUAAAUUAAUAUAUUAUAUUUAUAUGAAAUGAAAUUGUAAGCAGUGGCCCUUUUUUCUAACUGAUCCACAGCUGAUUCAGUUAUUUCAUUGUUAUCAAGUCUGUCCCACAUUCAUGUGAAAUGUCUGUGAUUUACAUGGGUCAGAAGAGCUGAAUACAGACCUGAUGACCGAACAACGGUGCUAUAUGUCGUGAAAUGUUUCUUUUAUCUAACAAACCAGGGACCAAUCUGACUUUAAACAUGUUGCUAUUAGAACAAACUGUUGCUAUGGCAUUCCCCUCCCACAGAUCUCUUAAACAUUAUAUUUUUACAUUGUUUUGUUCUAUUUAUUUGUCACUUUUUUUUAAUAAAAUAAGAAGCAAUCAUGGA
Molecule: messenger RNA, 1769 nt
Organism: Scatophagus argus
Lineage: Eukaryota; Metazoa; Chordata; Actinopteri; Scatophagidae
Gene: bcl2l10
Product: BCL2 like 10
Exons: 3
Coding region: 287-892 (201 amino acids)
Biological process (GO): extrinsic apoptotic signaling pathway in absence of ligand; intrinsic apoptotic signaling pathway in response to DNA damage; regulation of apoptotic process
Cellular component (GO): mitochondrial outer membrane
Molecular function (GO): protein heterodimerization activity; protein homodimerization activity
Source: RefSeq, a predicted model, not a curated record